Molecule: messenger RNA, 3551 nt
Organism: Macrosteles quadrilineatus (aster leafhopper)
Lineage: Eukaryota; Metazoa; Arthropoda; Insecta; Hemiptera; Cicadellidae
Product: protein vestigial-like
Exons: 6
Coding region: 42-917 (291 amino acids)
Biological process (GO): regulation of transcription by RNA polymerase II
Cellular component (GO): nucleus
Source: RefSeq, a predicted model, not a curated record
CUGUGCGUGAUCGCGGGUGCGUGUUGUGCCAUGUGUCUGCUAUGAGUUGCCCGGAGGUGGUGUACCAGGCUUACUACCCCUAUCUGUACCAGAGGGCCGGCACUUCUACCGGACCCCCUAGGACACCUUCGUUCCCCCCUUACUACGAUAGGCUUAAUGUGCAGCAGGGGUACAACAGUGUGGUGGGGGCGGGCAGUGGAGGCGGCAGUGUUGGCAGCGGGGGCGGCGUCCCCUCCCCCGCCUCUCCACCUACUACGUCUAGACACAAGGACGAUCAGGACCAUAGAGACUCAGACGGGAGGUGCGAGGAUGACGACGAUUCAGACGUCGCCAGCCCCGGUGGUUCGAGAGCCACAUACAUGUCGGCCAACUGUGUCGUCUUCACCCACUACACAGGAGAUGUCGCUAGUGUCGUGGACCAGCACUUCUCCAGAGCUCUGUCGUACUCACAGGACAAGGCCUCCCCCGGCUCCGACAAGGAGUGUUCCCCGAUGUCUACCCGCAACUUCCCUCCCUCCUUCUGGAACCAGGAGAGCGUGAGUGUCUCCCAUGGUCACGAGGGUCUGUAUGGAGAGUCCAUGUACCAUGGGGCGACGGCACACACCCCAGCCGACCCUUGGCACUCGCACUACCAACAGUACACCGCCGCCGCGCACCACCAUAGAGCCGUACAUGACUACCACCACCACCAUCACCAGCACAUGGCCGGCUACGGAGGUCUACUGCUGCCGCCCAGCUCUAGGCUGCCACCUCACGCACAAUACCCCAAGACUAUGGAUUGGAACCAUAGGCUACACCAUGACCAGUCCGCGCACCAUCUGGACCCCGCCACAUCCUACGCCUCAUACCCCAGCAUGGCAGGUCUAGACGCAUCGUCAGUUCAGGACCCUUCCAAGUCAGAUCUCUACUGGUUCUGAGCGGCGGCCUCCCAGUCUUCGGUAUCCUUCAGGCCUUUCUAGGACUCCAGGACCUUCAAGGACCUUCAGGAUUUACUGGGACCUCUAGAACUAUCUCGUGCAGCAAGAAAAGACAAAGACUCUAGUGUUGAGAUCCUUUCCUUGUAUUCCAACGGGAGCGCUGAGUGGUGGCAUUAUGUGAAUCUGAAUUGAUCUCUAGCAGACUCUCGUUUCUGAAACAAUUUGUAUAUUAACUUGAAAUUUUGUUGUGGAUUACAUUUCCUUGAGACAUCGUGUUUGAUGAAAUUUUUGGCUGAACAUUCGAACACGUUUUGAAUACAGCACUAACGUUGCAUAUUUAACGAGUGAUGAUAUCGAAUAACCUGAAUACCAUAUUCAACUCAAAUUUAUGAAAAAAAUUAAGGAAAUCGUUGUUACGUGUAUGUAUGACAUUGCAAAAGCUGCUUUAACACAUCUCCUCCAACCGUGACCCAAUUAAAGUCGCGUUUCUUACUCUAUUCCACUAAGUGCACUACCAUUACUCUGUGGAAGUCCUUGGCGGGGCGAUUAGCGAGACCGUCUAACCUAUAAACUGGAAACAGAGGAAAAAUGGCGCGUAAUGAUCAGCUGAUUAUAGAGAAAUGCGCUAAAGACAGGACACCGGAGAGAAAUGCUAUAACAGCCUCGACUGUCGUUACCCAGCGUACCGGGCUAAAUGGAGACCAUCAAAAUGAUCUCUAGGAAUUACUUUCUCUUUUUCCUAGGAAAGAUUCACUUAACCGGUGUAUUUACGUGAGUUUGUGACUUUUUGCGCAACUUUUGGUCGCCAGAUAAGGGGUAUUUGUGGAGAGCGGCGGAUGUUUCAAGAUAGGUCGACACAAUCCCCCUUCACGGAGGUAAUGUCCUAGGAAUCUUUGUGUAACGAGCCAUUCGAAUUAUGGCCUCAUAAUUUACCUGGAUUAUCUUCGCGUAGCUCCUUUGAAAAUUAUAAUUCUUUUAAUCCGUAAACGUUUUGUGUUUAUUUAUCUUCAAAACCGUGGCUUAGGUUUAUUGUUUUUUUAAUGUAUUUUCUGAUUAACAUGUAAGUUACACCCCGCUGUAGAACAUGUAGAAAAAUAUCUCAUUCAAUUUAAAAGUCCUAUAUUAGAUUUAUUUCCACUUUAAAUAUGUGUGAAUUAUUACACUUAGGGUUGAGGUUUCAAAUUGUUUGGUUUAGUUUUAUUGUUUCGUGUAGUAUCGUUUCUUAUCACAUUGUGCACUAUUCCUCUAGAAAAUUUAGAACAAAUGUUGCUUUAAAUUAAACUUACGUAAAACGUAUUUUUCCAUUUGUGUUUACAAUUUGAUAACCAAGAACAUACAUAUAACGACUCGUGCAAAUAGUUUAACAUUCCUCCCUCGUCCACCACUCGAGCGACUCCCUGCUUGUGAUUCUUGUAAAUAUUGACAAAUCGCCAUUGUGUGCAAUGUAGGUAGGUAGCUUUAGCCUUGUACAUUACUAGUUCUGUAGUCCGCCACGUGUACAACUUAGCGCCACCAUGGGUGUUAAACUUUGUAUGAUUAGACCCGUCUCCUGACACUCCACCUACCUGGGCAGAAGAAGCGUCAGGUGACAGGUUACAUCAUACAGACUAUAGUGAGUAACUGAUUGUAAAAAAGAUUUAAAUACUCAUUGUAAACACUUAGGUUAUACUCGACUGAUUUCUCAUUUGUUAAUGUCCACUGUGUUAUAUAUUUUCUGAGUGUUUUAAGUUACGUUGUUGUACAAUAUCUGUAUUUUGUUUGAAUUUUCAAAUUAUUCCGAAAGUUGGUGUUCAGUUUAAUUUCACGAUUUUAUAUUAUUUUGUGAUCUAUAGUGUGCUUUUCUCAGGAUCGUGUGUAUCCUAAACAUCUUGGCGAUGUAUUACUUACGUUUUCAAUGUUGUGAUUUUGAUAUUAUAAAGCUUAUUUUAAGAUACAGUAGUUAUAAAAAUAUGACAAUUAUUGAUCUUAGAAGGUACAACGAUUUUAGUAAAUUUAACUUUUGGUUAUAGAUUUACCUAUAAAAUUAACAAUUAUUAUUAAGACUUCGAAAUUCUGUAAACAGAACCACAACUAGUAAUUUACCUUUAUGUUCCUCACUUUGUAAAAUAUCUAAGAAAAUCACUAAAUGUAAAGUGAUCUACAAUUCUUUAUAAACAAGGUUCUGUCUAUGAGGGAAGAUAUAAAGUAUAGCUUUAAAGAUAAUUUAUUGUUUAUAAACUCUGUUGUUUAUAAUGUAACAUGUUUUUGUAAAUUGUUAAUAGUAUAGAGUAUUCUUUGUGUUAAAAAUGGUGCUCAAUGGAGGCAGGAAAUAUCUUUAAAUCUUUGUAAAACUUAAUUAAGAAAAAUGUACAAUAUACUAACAGUACUACUAAAAUCACCACAUAAUCAGUGUUCUAUUACAUCAUAUAGAUAACAACCUAUUUGAAUUGUAACCUACUUGAAUUUUUGUUGUUCAAUCAAUAUCCUAGAAAUUACUUUUCUACUUGAAUUUUGUACUUAACUUACUGAAAUGUCUGUUGUUUAUUUUUUUAUUUUAAAAUCAUACUCUGCCUCCAAUACGAACGGGCUGCUGCGUCAGCUAAGCCAUUCUUCUUGUCAUUAGGUUUACAUGAUAUUACACGUUAUUAUGCCACA